Paralichthys olivaceus (Japanese flounder) is the source of this 1610-nucleotide messenger RNA. The record is from RefSeq and is a predicted model, not a curated record. Lineage: Eukaryota; Metazoa; Chordata; Actinopteri; Pleuronectiformes; Paralichthyidae.
GAGAGCGAGGAGAAGAGAGAGAGAAAGAGAGACAGAGAGGAGGGAGAACAGGGAGAGAAACAGCGGUGACAUGGUGUAAAAGCGGAGGAUUACUACUCUUCUUCUCCGGUGCUGUUACCGUCCUCACGUCCGCCCCGUCCCCGCUUUUUGAUGCUGUCCUCACGGGGCCGUGAGCCACGAUCGGACCCGGCGGAACCAUGCACAGGCUGCUGCUCCUGAGUUUGCUGCUCACUUCUCAAACUGUGUGGACGGCGAGGUUCUCUCAGGAGCCAGCAGACCAGUCGGUGGUGCGGGGCCAGACGGUGAUCCUGUCCUGUGUUGUCUUCAACUACUCUGGCAUCGUUCAGUGGACCAAAGAUGGCCUCGCUCUGGGCAUUGGAGAAGACCUGCAGGCCUGGCCCAGGUACCGUGUGUUGCCUGUGCAAGAGUUGGGGCAGUACAAUCUGGAGAUCCAGUCAGCUGACCUGUCCGACGACUCCGUGUACGAGUGUCAGGCCCCUGAUGCAGCGCUGAGGUCCAGAAGGGCCAAACUCACUGUCCUCAUCCCCCCAGAUGACCCGGUGAUCGAUGGGGGUCCUGAGGUGCUGCUAAACGCCGGCGAGUCCUACAACCUGAGCUGCGUGUCUCGAGGGGCGAAGCCGCCAUCGAUGGUCGAGUGGCUCAAAGACGGUCUGCCUGUGAACGGGGCCGCCAGUGCUACUGAGGUGCUGCCAGACAGGAAGAGAGUGACCACACGUAGCUACCUGCCCAUCCACCCUGUCGACACCGACACUGGAAGGAACUACAGCUGUGUGGCCACCAACCUGGCUAUUCCCGGCGGCAAAAUGACAACUGUCACGCUCAACGUCCACCAUCCACCGACAGUGACCUUGUCCAUCGAGCCGCGUUCUGUCAUGGAGGGGGAACGAGUCACCUUCACCUGCCAGGCGCACGCCAACCCUCCUAUUAUGGGCUACAGGUGGGCUAAAGGUGGCGUGGUGCUGCAGGGCGCCAGGGAGAGCGUGUUCACCACCAAGGCGGACCACUCCUUCUUCACCGAGCCUGUCUCCUGUCUGGUUUUCAACGCAGUGGGAAAGACCAACGUCAGCAUCCUGGUGGACGUCCACUUCGGUCCGAUCCUGUUGGUGGAGCCGCAGCCUCAAACAGUCGACGUCAACGCCGAUGUCACCCUCAACUGCAAAUGGGCGGGGAACCCUCCGCUCACACUCACGUGGUUCAAAAAGGGAUCAAACAUGGUUCUGAGUAACAGCAACAAUCUGCAUAUGGAGUCAGUGAGCCAGGCGGACGCCGGCCAGUACGUUUGUAAGGCCAUCGUCCCGCGGAUUGGAGUAGGAGAGACUGAGGUCACGCUCACUGUGAACGGUCCUCCCUUCAUCUCCAGUGAGCCCGUCCAGUACGCAGUGAGAGGAGAGAAAGGCGAGGUGAAGUGCUACAUCGCCAGUAUGCCUCCUCCGGAUAAGAUUGUGUGGGCGUGGAAGGAAAACGUGUGGGAGAAGGAGAAGGGGACGCUUCUGGAGAGGUACACGGUGGAGCAGAGCAAAUCGUCGGCCGAGGGCGGCGGCGUCCUCUCCACCCUCACCAUCAACAACGUGAUGGAGUCCGACUUCCUG